Messenger RNA from Nylanderia fulva, 1999 nucleotides. Lineage: Eukaryota; Metazoa; Arthropoda; Insecta; Hymenoptera; Formicidae. The record is from RefSeq and is a predicted model, not a curated record.
UAUAUAUAUAUAUCUUUCUAACCGAAUAGAUAUUAAACAAGUACUAAAGAGUUAGCGACAUAGUUACCGCUCUCGUUGCCAUAAUAACUAUAAUAUGCAAUUAAUUCAAUCGAAUAAUGACAGUUAUCUCGCGUGCAAAUGAUGUGACAUUUAAUAUUCGAUGCUACAGUCCAUCAAAGAUCAAGGAGCAUCGGAAAAAUGGGUCGAACGAAAGCUCCCAAAGAAAUACAGUUAGAAACAUGGCUUAUCAGGGACAAAAUAAGUCGAUAUCGUGGAAUUCUAAAGUUACAUGCGCGCGAUAAGAAGCUGCAGCUGUCGCAAGCUACAAAAUUGAAAUCAAUAGUGUCAAGGAAGAUCGCGUCUUUGGAUGUAGACGUUAAAAGAGAUCGUGAAAUCAUCACCGACUUGAGGGAUGAAGAUAAACAACGUGUACUGGGAUCGCUGGCCGACCACAACCGACUAUUUUAUUUGGCGUUUAAUCGUCUGAAACCAUCUCAAAUUUGCUCGGCGGUGUAUGAAGAUUGCGAAGUGAAACGUCGUUUGUUAGACAAACUUUACUACGAGAGAAAGAAAAAAUUGCAACGAGGUAUUGAACUACAGUCGAAACGUUGUGUUCUUUUAACCGAGCUCGAGGAACAAAGUGAGGAAUUACCGCACUGCGAACAACAAAACUUGAUAGCGAGAUUACAGCAAUCCAUCACGAAAUAUGACGCGGCGAAAGCGAUAUACUCCACGUACUUCUCGAUGUUAAAUAUCUUGAGGAAGGACGCGAUAUUCUUCGUUACUCUGUUAAAUAAUUUAAAAGAAGAUCAAUCUUCCCAAUGUAAAGCGAUGUUGAGGGUGACGGUGAUGGGUCAGCUGGCGGCCGAGAAUCUGGACGACGUUAAACAGAAAUAUAAACGAAUGACUCGUAUCGUUUUGCAUAAUAUGAAAAUCAGAGAGCAAAUGUUGAGCACCGUACGCUGUCAAGUGGAAGAUUUGUGGGCUUACGCACAGUCCUUGGUUCGCAUUGAGAGUGACCAUAUUUUUGCAAAAAAAGAUACCAACGCAUCUGCCGAUAAAAUAUUAGAAAAUCAAUUAACGCAUCUAGAAAGUAUUUGCGUUAAAGUACAAGAAACUUUACUCGUGCGCUCUUAUUAUGACUUAUUAUCAAGGCUUGAAACCCAAUACGAGCAGAAGAGAGCUUUGCUGGCGCGAUUAGAUGCCAAUUUAAAGAAUCGCGAUCUUUUGUUAAACAAAAAGAAUCAAGCUUUACAAAUUCUCGAGAAUCUCAAGCAUUUUACAAAACCUGCAGCAGAACAGUAUAAAAUAAACGGUAUACACGAUAUGCUGGAACAAAUCGAAAUUGAGAAGAAACGCGAGAAAGAUCUUAAAGAACAGAAAAAAAUUCGCGGCGAAUUAUUAACAAAUAUCAGAGCAGCUUUACAAAAUAUGAACAUGAUGCUGCUCCGUAUCAAACAUAGCAUCAAAAUUGCGAAGAAGAUACACAAAGACGUGAAUAAGAAUAUGCUGAAAGAAAGUAUAAUCAUCAACGAUAAAGAAGAUUCGGAAGAUAUGCUACUUGAACUUGAAGGAAUAGACACUGAUGUUUUGGUACUGUUAUCAAAAGUUAGUCGGAAAAUAGGCAUUCUCUUCGGUAUGAGCAACUUUGAUCUCGAGCAGGAAAAGGAAAAUAGAGCGCGGGAUCUCUAUCAAACUUGUGUAUCGAAAUAUACUUCCAAUUUGAUAUUCGGAACUGGUGAAGAAGAACCGAUUGGUAAAUAUUAUUAUUAAUAUUUUACACAUUUUUAUCUAACAUACCAAUAAGCUGUCAUUGUUCAAUAUCCAUAUAAAUCACAUAAUUUUACAGGACUAUUGGUUGACCAUGAGGUGGUUGACGUCACUAUUCCGACACGAACAGACAUCAAACUCCGUAGCAGACAAAUUAUAGAGGCACAUCUGAAACUGGAAUAAUUUAUCGUGUCAAAUCUAUCAUAAUAAAACGCAAAAUAAUUUUUGU